This is a messenger RNA of Pseudo-nitzschia multistriata, 2460 nucleotides long. The record is from the annotation of a GenBank genome assembly. Lineage: Eukaryota; Bacillariophyta; Bacillariophyceae; Bacillariales; Bacillariaceae.
CACUACAGUACCCUACUCGUACUCUGUUGAAAGGGAAAACAAACAGCACCGGCAACAAGGAACAAACCACACAAGAGAGCGGUCGGCUUUUCGCAAAAAAGAAUGGCUUCUUUCUGCUCGAUCGAGGCAGGCUUCCCCUUUGUCUUUUUCGAUGGCGAUGGGGAGGCGGUGAACGGGACAGCGGUUGCCACGGCUGGUGGAAACGGCACCGGCAGCUGUUUCUUUCCCUCCGCCACCUGCAGCCCGGAGGGCAGGGUCUCGGACUGCUGCGGCAUUUCCCCGAGCGCCGGAGUGGCAACCGGGGCCAAUUACAUGUUCCUUGCGUUCGCCUUUUUCAUGGCACCCCUGUUCUGGGCCAUCUCUGCAAUCUACGGCAGCAUGACGCCGGAGGAACGAGAGAUUAGCGACCAGAAAGACGAGGAACGAAAGCCGCGGUUCAUCACCCACAACCGGUGCAUCCCGGAGUUUCUGAAAAAGACUCUGCUGGGCGUGUACGAACUGGGCCUCCCCUUUGUGAUCACCGCAAGGGUCACGAUCCCCAUCUUUGCCAAAAAGACCCAGCAGCGGUACAUGACCGUCGACCAGCGGACGAGCCUUGCGGCCUCGGAAGCCUUCAUGGUGCCCUUUUUCACCAUCUUCACCUUUGUCGAGGAAAUCGUCAUGAUCCGUGUGAACUACGCCGUCUCCGAAAACGACAAGGCGCUCACGGACCGUUUGGUCCACGCGGGAUUGGCCGGAGUCAUCGUAACGGGGACCAUCGGGGGCAUCGUCGGAACCGCCCUGGGUCUUUUGCCGGGGGCACUGGAGGCCCUGACGAUUCCGGGUGCGGAAAACGACGUUGCCGUGUAUCCGGGGUGCAAUUUCCUGGAGGCGGUGGACGUUUCGAUGAUUCUUCCGUAUUGGUUGCUGGAGUCAUGGGAGCUCAUCGGAAAACAGAUCGGCGGUGUUCUCAGUGGGUUUCUCUUUGGAGCCCUGGAAUUCAACCUGCUUGGUUGGAUCGGAUUGGUCGGGGAGAUACUCUACUGCUUCAUUUGGUUCGGAAACAUUGCCACGUACGGAAAUCCGGUGACGCUGCUCGGUAUUGCCGAGUUUGUCCUGGACUGGACGACACCGAUUCUGCUGACUCUGUUUUUGGUGACCCCCAUUGGAUCGCAGAUCCGGGAGCAGACGUGAGUCGAGUUGUGCCGAGCCGAGCCGAGCCGAGCUACCAUCCUCUGAAUGCAUGCUUUGCUCACUUAUUUUCUUUCUUGAUUCUUUCUUGGUCCGUUUCCUUGCACUCGUUUCACAAAGUGGUGUCGAGUUGUCGAUCACGAAAGUCUGCUCCUACUUUUUGCGUCCUUUGGCUGCCUUUCGUAAGCCUGCCCUGGAACAAAGCGACGAAAAAGAUGGCAGCGAUGAUAUCAAUGGCGACAAGGACAAUGCCGCUAGCAGCAAUGGCGAUGGCAACGACAGCGACGAUGACGAUGACGACGAUCAGCGAGAAACCAUGUCGCUUCUGAUAGAAGGCCUCAAGAUUAUGUUUAUGGACAUUGUCAUUCAGGCCUGCAUGACGUGUUCCAUAUAUCUGGCUCUGACGACAGACGGUGCGAUUGCCUACCAGAUCACGGCACUCCAAUCCGAACUCCCGGCGUAUGGAAUUGCCUACGCGAUGGGAAUGGCCAUUAAUACACAGAUUUUGGGCCCAAUCUUUUUGUCGAAUGGGAUGCAUGGAUUGUUCGUGAAAUACAUCAAGAUCUCAAUGGCCUGCGUUCUUGUCCUAGUUGCUCUCAUUUGCAGUUCAACCGGUCCCUUCUUCCGCGGACUGGCACUCGAUUCGGGCGCAAACGCAUGUACCUAUGCGUCGAGUGCCGAGUGCCUUCCGUACUUCGAGAACGUCUUUGGACCAAACGGAGAAGGGGGAAUCUAUACCCUUUUUUUCACCUACUACGCCUUUCCGAUUGCCGCCAGCAUCGAUGCCAUUCUCCUGGUAAUGCGGGCGACGCUGCUGACGCUUCUAGAUUUCGAUUACAUGUUCUACUCCACGAUCGCCGCAAGCAUCUCCUACGUUCCGGCCAUUCUUGUCGUGACGCUGGCCCCGCUAAGCGUUCAAAACCAGGCAAUCGGUAUGUUCUCGGCCUAUUACGUCCCACAGGUGAUGCUGGUCUUUUGCUUUUCCGCCCGGCUUGUGUUCGUCACGCGAAAGCUCGAGGCCGGCGAGACCGGCCCGUGGUCGUCCCCACAAAAACAAAAGGAGCGACGGAGCUCCAUGCAAUCUGCGCAAUCGAUCAGAGGCAUUUCGCAAUCGAUCAGAGGCAUUACGGCGGAGGAUGCCAUUGAGGCGGCAAAUGCCGAGAAGCGAGCGGCUGACUAUUCCAACAUCCAUUCCAACCACUCGUCAUCAAGCUGCAGCGCGUAAUAAUUUGGAGCAUGGAUGACAAACAGAAAAAACAAAAACACUAUGAAUAGAUAUCAAAUAACUGA